AUGACAAUUGAAGACUUUUCUGGUAUAGGGACUGAACAGAGAAACCCAAAGACCAGUCACAUUGACAGUUUGUCAACUGACAGACUUUUAAAGUUAAUGAAUGAGGAAGAUACCGGAGUUAUCGAACAAGUAUCUAAAGUUAUACCUAUAAUUUGUGAUGUGGUAGAUGACUUAGCUCCUAAGAUUAAAGCUGGUGGAAGAUUAUUUUACUUGGGAGCAGGAACUAGUGGAAGAUUAGGAGUUUUAGAUGCUUCAGAAAUCUUACCUACUUAUUCAGCACCUGAAGGACAAUUUGUUGGUUUGAUAGCUGGUGGUGAUGUAGCAUUAAGAAAAGCUCAAGAAUUCUCCGAAGAUAGUGAAACUGCUGCUGCUGAAGAUUUAGCUCCUUUCAAUGUUACUCAAUUAGAUACUAUUAUUGGGAUUGCUUCUUCUGGUAGAACUCCUUAUGUUAUGGGAGCUUUGAAAUAUGGUCAAAGUAUUGGUGUCAAAACUAUUGGUUUAGCUUGUGUUCUGAAUAGUCCAAUGGAAAAACAUAGUGAUUUUAUGAUCAGUUGUGUUACUGGUCCUGAAAUUGUUACUGGAAGUACUAGAAUGAAGGCCGGUACCGCCACCAAAUUAAUCCUUAAUAUGAUAAGUACCAGUGUUAUGAUUAAAAUAGGUAAGACUUAUGGUAAUUUGAUGGUAGAUUUACAACCAAGUAACAUCAAGUUACAAGACAGAACUCGUAGAAUCUUCAAAGCUGUCGUUCCAGGGCAACUUAGUGAUGAUGAUAUCGAUAACCUUAUUAAAAAAUGUGGAUCUUUGAAAACUGCUAUUGUAGUUGGAAAAACCGGUAUUGAUAUAGAGGAAGCUAAAACUUUGAUCGAUAAGAAUGGAGGUAAUUUACGUCAAGCCUUGGAUUCUAUUGAAGAUAAUGUUUCUGAAGCUUCUAGUUCAGCUAAUGGAUCAGUAGCUUCAGAUAUUUCAAGUCCUCCAGCCAAAAUACCCGAUUUCAGUGACUAUAAUUUGGCUGUGGAUAUAGUUAAUGAUGAAUGUGAAGUUGCCUUGUUCAACAAAUCAGUUUCUUAUUGUAAAAAAGGAGCUUUCAAAGGUGAUUUCAAAAACUUACUUGUACAGUUAUUAGUUGAUGCUGUCACAUCAUAUGAUGGACAAGUGUUAAAGAUCAACGGAGUUAGAAUUGGUAGUAACAAUGAUUUUGACUUAAAAGAAGAAGAUUUGAAAGGGUUAGUGGAUUAUAAAAGUUUAGAGUAUGUAAAAGGUACACCAAAGUUCUGUGACAUGAUUAGAUUUUUCCAAUAA
Molecule: messenger RNA, 1299 nt
Organism: Yamadazyma jaroonii
Lineage: Eukaryota; Fungi; Ascomycota; Pichiomycetes; Serinales; Debaryomycetaceae
Source: the annotation of a GenBank genome assembly